Molecule: messenger RNA, 2892 nt
Organism: Phytophthora sojae
Lineage: Eukaryota; Oomycota; Peronosporomycetes; Peronosporales; Peronosporaceae
Exons: 5
Coding region: 1-2892 (963 amino acids)
Source: RefSeq, a predicted model, not a curated record
AUGACUUUUGCGAUAAGAGCAGCGACGCGGAACGCGCGCGUGCUCAUGGCGUUCCACGCGAUGACCAGCAUCGCCCUCGAUUUUUACCUUGACACAGCCAAGAAGCUCCAAGGAACUAAACGCAAGACUGUCACUCUUGAUAAUGCGCACCAAACCACAUUCCUCGAGUGGUUAUUGCUCCUGGAGGAGCUGGCGGGGCUGCUGUGUGCGGGUCUUCACGAGCUGGAUGCAAGUUACUACGUGGAAAUCGCGCGUCAGUUCCGCUCUCUAAUCCUUGACUUGCCUGUAUUCCUCCGCAAGAUUCAGCGCUUGGGGACGCAUUCGCGACAGCAGGCGCUCAUGCUGUUCCUCGACAACCUUCAUCGACUGCUCAAACGCGCGACGAAUCGGAACGAAUUGCGCGUGGUUGCAGCCAACGGAUCGGGCAUCGUGGACCAAACGAAGGGAAUCCGAGCGCGUCUCCGCAAUCUCGAUGUUGCAAUAUCCACCUCGCUGGGAAUACUCUUAGAGUCUCCACACGGAAUGGAGAAGCUUUCCAGAGCUCUCGUGGCGAUGCAGUACAUGUGGCGACGGAUAAUGGGGACUACGGCGCUGGAGAAGGCGAUGACCAGCUCGAAGGAAUCUAUUAGCCUGAUGAAGAAAAUCACGGAGAAGUUGGUCAAGUUUAUUCGGAUACUGCAGCGUCCGAUGAGAGCCUUUAAGGCUGGUGUUGGCACUCAGCGACAGAGUCACUCGACUAAGGAGGACUUUGAGAGCCCGUCCGCUGAGCUAGAUACACCGCAAUCGGUUGACUCAAUGAACACGGACCAAUCUCAGAGCAGCGGUGGAUACGAAGUUGUUGCGUUAGCUGGCAGGAAUCCCGAUCUUCUGCUGUCUCGCUUCCCGUUCACGUCGUCGGAGCUUCUUUUGGACCAUAUCGGAUGCGAGUGCAUUGCUGCCAAGCGGGCGAAGCAUCUUCUACAGUCCCCCAAGCACGCGAGCGCUACAGCUGAGGUGCUCAGAUCGGCAUUCGGCGCCGAUAACGAUGCAGUCGAGCGGAUGUCGCUCCUCGAGCUGGCCGAGCACUUUCAUCGGCUGGAGGGGGCGAGGAAACUAUUCGACGUGGUCGAUCGACUCCGACAGCAAACGCUAGAGGAUGAUGACUUGCCGUUCUCGAGUGUCCCUUUCGUAGCGCAUGACAAGAUGGAAAUGAGUUUGUGGCGGUUGAUGGUGCGGCCGAUUCAGCGACUGAGACUCUUCCACCUGCACCAGCAGGUGCAGCGCUUCGUUGAUGGCCUCGUUGAGAGAGCGUUCCAGUGGAUUCUCUCGAUCGGAGCGCGGUUGAUCCUGCUGGUCGCCUUCUGGCGCCAAGAAGAGCUGCGCACGGACCUCCAGGACCCCAUCAUGGCUCAAAGGUCUUGGGGAGCUCGUACGGGUGUGGAUGCCCACGAGCGCAUGGUUUCCUCUGAAGCGGACACUUCGACCCGAAACACCGUGAUGACGCGGAUCAUUUACGCAUACGGCAUCGCGAUCUUCCUGCUGUCUGUGGUGUCAAUUAUGCUGAUCGCACGGAACCGCUUUGUACUCCUGGAGCAGACUCGCUUGCGAAUUCGACCGGUCUCUCGAUAUUACCAGAAUGUCUUGGCCGUGAUCUCGAUCGGUGUGGAAAUGGUGCAGCUCAACUCGCUGGCGUUUGACUCGGCCGUCGAAUGGGACGACACGGACCAGCUACCAGCCGCGCUGCAGUGGCUCGGGAAUCAAGGUAUCACCAAGUUCGGGGUGUCGUCGGUCUCGGAGCUGCAGGCUCUGGGUGUUCUUCUGCUUCUGCUGCUGUGGUUUCUGCUGUUGAAAUGCGCCAACAAGUUCCAAGAAACGAGCGCGCUGCUGCACCGCGUGCUGACGAAAGAUCUGCCAGCGCUCAUCCACGGGUUUCUCUACAUGGGGACGAUCUCCGUCUUCUUCUCGUACCUGGCGUGUAUGGAUUGCUCGGACCAGCGCAGUUCCAGUGGCUUCAAGAGGUGCCAAGUCGCCGCCGAGUCCCAGCCGCCACCGUUCCUCAUCGCGCACCAAGACAUUAGCUGCUGGACUGCAGAGCACCAGUGGUACGCGUUUCUCGGGAUAUGGGGGAUCACCUUCUUCCUACCGAUCGGGCUGCUGGCCCAUGGCAUGAGCCACGUGCUGUUCCAGCGCGAGACGCUCGAUAUCAAGUACGCCCCCGUGCUGUUGCUCGUGGCUCAGUUAGUCAAAGCUGGGGCUGCCACGGCGCAAGCGUUCUUCCCGUACGAUCCGAUGCUUCUUGCGGUUCUUGGGGUUAUCGGUAACGGAGUGCUGCUGGUGCUGACGCUGGUCAUGCAGAGCUGCUCGCUCUGGUACAUCAAGUACGUCAAGUGCGGCAUCUACGCGGCGUCGUGCUGGGCGUCGCUCGGCGCCAUCCACCGCCUGCACUACGCCGGCCAGAGCAGCACGCGGUCGCUCAACAUGAUCUACUUCGGCUGGCUCAGUAUCGGGCUGGUCACGGCCUCGGCCAUUCUGCUGCGAGUGUGGCUCCGAGCUGAGGCCAAGAACCGCGACGCGGAACGGCAUUUCGCAGCCCAGCAGCGACUAUUACUCAGCGCGGACAACUCGACAACGGGUGGCAUCGGCGCAGUGGAGCUCAAGUUCCUCAAGGCGGCGAAGAAACACUCGCGCGACGACCUCGUCCGAGCUGCGUUCAUUGCGAAUGCGAGGAAGCUCAGCGCUUCGGCUCCGCCGCCAGCGCUGAAGGAAUUUAUGGCGAGAGCGAGGCAGCCGCUGGGGAGUAGCAAUGCGGCUGAUAACAUGCGAGCAGCGCAGUUCAUGCGCAGUGCGCAACUCUCCGCCAAGAAACUGGAAAACCUGCGCAGGCGAAGGAAGUUGGCGAGGCUCACCAAGUGA